AUGGACAAAUCAUCAGAGAAAAACAUUUCUGCACCAAGCAAAGUAAAACCUCCUGGAGGGCCCGCGCCUAUAGCCAACAUCGCCCCAAUGCUUGCACCUUUCCUAUACGACUGCAAUAACUGGUCUGAUCGGCUUGUUCAACUUCAAAAUGAUGUAUCGAAAGUUCAUCCAAGAACAAAAGAACAAACAGAAAAAGAUUGGAAGCUGUAA
This is a messenger RNA of Fusarium poae, 210 nucleotides long. RefSeq lists its product as uncharacterized. The transcript has 2 exons. The coding region runs from base 1 to 210 and encodes 69 amino acids. NCBI's taxonomy places the organism in Eukaryota, Fungi, Ascomycota, Sordariomycetes, Hypocreales, Nectriaceae. The record is from RefSeq and is a predicted model, not a curated record.